This is a messenger RNA of Chionomys nivalis (European snow vole), 1780 nucleotides long. It is a transcript of the gene Nif3l1, whose product is annotated as NGG1 interacting factor 3 like 1. Lineage: Eukaryota; Metazoa; Chordata; Mammalia; Rodentia; Cricetidae. The transcript is spliced from 7 exons. Gene Ontology annotation, cellular component: mitochondrion; cytoplasm. The coding region runs from base 60 to 1190 and encodes 376 amino acids. The record is from RefSeq and is a predicted model, not a curated record.
AGCGGAAGUGACGCACCAGAAGGGUCUCCGGGGCUGGCCCGGUUUCACCUGGUUUCUGUAUGCUGCCUUCUGCACUCCGGCUCCCUACCGGCAUCCGGCUUGCCCCGUCCUGGGUCUGCAGUUCUUCUCGUUCCUUCAUGGAUCUGAAGACCCUCCUUUCCUCCUUAAAUGACUUUGCGUCCCUCUCCUUUGCCGAGAGUUGGGACAACGUGGGGUUGCUGGUGGAACCCAGCCCGCCUCACACCGUCCGUACACUCUUUCUGACCAAUGACUUGACCGAGGCGGUCAUGGAAGAGGCUCUCCAAAAAAAGGCGGAUCUCAUUCUGUCCUACCACCCACCCAUCUUCCGUGCCAUGAAGCGCGUAACUUGGAAAACCUGGAAGGAGCGCCUGGUUAUCCGGGCCCUGGAGAACAGGGUCGCCAUCUACUCUCCCCACACGGCCUUUGACGCCGCACCCCAGGGAGUCAACACCUGGCUGGCCAAAGGGCUCGGAACUUGCAGCACAAGGCCCAUCCACCCUUCCAAAGCUCUCACCUGCCCCACAGAGGGAGCUCACCGACUAGAAUUCAAUGUGAGCCACACCCAAGACCUGGACAAAGUCAUGUCUGCGGUGAAAGGAAUUGGAGACGUCUCUGUCACUUCUUUUCCCGCUAGGCGUGAUGGUGAAGAAGAGACACGGAUCAGCCUGAACUGUACUCAGAAAGCCCUGAUGCAGGUGCUCGCCUUUCUCUCCCAGAACCAACAACUUUAUCAGAAAACUGAAAUUCUGUCCCUGGAGAAGCCCCUGCUUCUGGAUACUGGAAUGGGACGGCUGUGCACACUGGAUGAAGCCGUCUCCCUGGCAACAAUGAUAGAGCGGAUCAAAGGACACCUAAAGUUAUCUCAUGUUCGCUUAGCUCUCGGAGUAGGGAAGACCUUAGAGGCCCCAGUCAAAGCUGUGGCCCUGUGCGCUGGUUCUGGGGGCAGCGUCCUACGAGGAGUGGAGGCUGACCUUUACCUCACAGGUGAAAUGUCCCACCAUGAUGUCCUGGAUGCGGCUUCCAAAGGAAUAAAUGUCAUUCUCUGUGAACACAGCAACACUGAACGAGGCUUCCUUUCCGAUCUUCAGGAAAUGCUGGGUGCUCAUUUGGAAAAUAAGAUUAAUAUUAUCCUGUCUGAGACAGACAGGGACCCUCUUUGCGUGGUUUAGAGAGCAGAGGGAGUCAGAGACACAAGCUGUGCACCAUUUGGGUGGAAACAGGGAUGUGCAGGGAGAGUUACGGUGCUGUCGCCCUCCUGCAGAAGCGGGCUCCAAAGACGUCGUCCAAGUUCAUCAGUAAGGUUCCAAAUGGUAUAGCUCACAAGGUAAAGAGUGCAGUAAAGAUACAUGCUCACUAUAAACUCUUGGAAAAGGCAACUAAAACCUGGAUAUCACUAGGCGUUUUUGUUUGGUUGUUUAAUGUGACAGAAUCUAUAACCCAGGAUAGCCUCCAAUGCACUAUUUAGCUGAGGCUGGCCUUGGACUUUUGAUGCUCAUGUAUGCACUCCACACCUCUGAAGUAGUUCUGUAUACAUGGGGUGUCUGUCUCAGUAAUCUCUGCCUUCUGAUUAAUCUUAAACACCAUUUAAAAACAGACGUGGAGGGACUGGAGAGAUGGCUCAGCGGUUAAGAGCAUUGCCUGCUCUUCCAAAGGUCCUGAGUUCAAUUCCCAGCAACCACAUGGUGGCUCACAACCAUCUGUAAUGAGAUCUGGUGCCCUCUUCUGGCCUGCGGGUAAACAUGUAGACAACACUCUGUAU